AUGCAUAUCGAGAUAAGCGUAAGGAUAAAAUUUAUCUAUCUAUCUAUCUAUCUAUCUAUCUAUCUAUCUGUCUGUGUGUCUAUCUAUCUAUCUAGCUAUCUAUGUUCAUAUUUGUCUCUUUAUCUAUAUGUAUGCGCUUCUAUCUAUCUAUCUAUCUAUCUAUCUAUCUAUCUAUCUAUCUAUCUAUCUAUCUCUCUCUCUCUCUCUCUAUAUAUAUAUAUAUAUAUAUAUAUAUAUAUAUAUAUGUCUGUCAGUCUGUCUAUGCGUGCAUAUAUUCGUCCUAAAGAAUGGGUUCAGACCAGUAAUAUAAUCCCUUUCUGCUUAAAUAUUUGCCGAAUAUCGAAUGUGAUACUGACUCUAGAUUCCCGGGACAAGCAACAAUACGUAAUUUCUCUGAUGCCUAUUGAUUUAUGCUGCAGUCAGAUUCCAUUAGCGCAUUUAUGUGGAAAUUCGCUGAGUUUAACCCUGUUUUCUCAUUUGUUAUUCAAAGAUUACUUCUCUUGCUUCUUCGUCGGCUUCUCCUCCUCGUCCUUCGUCUCUCAACAGUCAUUCCUCUUACAUCACUAUCUAUCUAUCCAUUAUUUCGCAGCAGAGAUCUCAAGAUUACAUUAUUCCUUAUGCAGUUUUACUCGGCCACCUAUCUUUUACAUUAUCUUUUCUUUCUUUCUUUCUUUCUUUCUUCGUCGUUUCUUUCUUUCUUUCUUUCUUUCUUCGACGUUUCUUUCUUUCUUUCUUUUUCAUUCUUGCUUCAUUUUUUUUUUUUCUUUCAUUUUCCUUCUUUCUUUCUUCAUCGCUUCUUUUCACUUUCGCUUUUCUUUCUUUUUUACUGGCAUUUAUUUUACACCUAUCUAUCUAUCUAUCUAUCUAUCUAUCUAUCUAUCUAUCUAUCUAUCUAUCCUGUUCAUAUCUAUCAUAUCUAUCUAUCUAUCUAUCUAUCUAUCUAUCUAUCUAUCUAUCUAUGUAAGCCUGUUGGUAUCAAUCUAUUCAGCCUGUCGAUAUCUAUCUAUUCAUCCUGUUCAUAUUCAUCUAUCUAUCUAUCUAUCUAUCUAUCUAUCUAUCUAUCUAUCUAUCUAUCUCAGCUUGUUUUUCCCCUUCUCCUCUCCCUUUCUAUCUACUAAAAAUAUUCAUAUCUAUCUAUCUAUCUAUCUAUCUAUCUAUCUAUCUAUCUAUCUAGCCUCGUGUUCAUCUAUCUAUCUAUCUAUCUAUCUAUCUAUCUAUCUAUCUAUGGAACUGUUCUUCUUAUAUAUCAUUUUGCUGUUCUUUUCACAGUUUAUCAUUUUUACCGCUUUUAUUCAUUUUCGAAUCAUAUUCAAUCUAAGAUUUCGAAUGAUCAAACGCGUGUCCCGAUUUUAA
This is a messenger RNA of Acanthosepion pharaonis, 1353 nucleotides long. NCBI's taxonomy places the organism in Eukaryota, Metazoa, Mollusca, Cephalopoda, Sepiida, Sepiidae. The record is from the annotation of a GenBank genome assembly.